ACAUUAUAUGACAGUUUGGUUAACCUCUAUAGUGCUUUAUGCACCGGCAAACCCAGGAUCUUUCGUUAAGGGAAAUGUACUACAUUUCCCACACUGCACUGCUGCGCACCCGUUUCUUCUCAUUGCUGUCGCUCUCCUCCUGUGAGUGCCCGCUCUGAAGUGGUCCAGCAUCCCUGCGCAGGCAAUGGGGCAAAUUUAGAUGUAAUAUAUAUAUACAUAUUCGAAAAUAUGUAAUCCUGGAAUUAGUGCUCGGUCCUGGAAGCUUGCGAUGAGGGAAAGAAACUAUGGCAGAUUGGAUUUUGCGCUGCGCCCCUGUGGAGGACGGACCAAUGUACUGAGAGAAAUAAUGCGGAAUAUUUCCCCCCCAUAGGUGUGAACACUGAAAAUACAAGAUGAAGAAGCAAUUUAAUCGGAUGCGCCAGCUCGCCAACCAAACAGUGGGAAGGGCAGAAAAAACCGAGGUGCUGAGUGAGGACCUUCUACAGGUGGAAAAGCGUCUGGAUCUAGUCAAGCAGGUGUCACACAGCACCCACAAGAAGCUGACUGCCUGCCUCCAGGGUCAACAGGGGGCAGAUAUGGAGAAGAGAUCUGUCAAGUCACCUUCUAAAAAAUUACCACUCACGAUCCUGGCGCAGUGCAUGGAAGAAGGGGCUGCAGUGCUGGGCGAUGAUUCUCUACUGGGAAAGAUGCUGAAGCUGUGUGGGGAAACAGAGGAGAAGCUAGCUCAGGAGCUUAUUCAGUUUGAGUUCCAGAUAGAGAGAGAUGUAGUGGAGCCCCUCUAUGUGCUUGCUGAGGUGGACAUUCCGAACAUCCAGAAGCAAAGGAAGCACUUGGCUAAACUUGUACUGGACAUGGACUCAGCACGGACAAGAUAUCAACAGUCAUCUAAGUCAUCCAGUCACCCAAGCACCCUGCAGCCUGGCACCAAGUCCGAGUCCCUGAGAGAGGAGAUGGAAGAGGCAGCCAAUCGGAUGGAGAUUUGUCGAGAUCAGUUGUCAGCUGACAUGUAUAGUUUUGUGGCCAAAGAAAUAGACUAUGCAAACUACUUCCAGGCGCUGAUAGAAACGCAGGCAGAGUAUCACAGGAAGUCAUUAGAGAUUCUUCAUAGUGUCCUGCCCCAGAUUAAGGCUCACCAAGAGGCGUGGGUGGAGAAGCCGUCAUUCGGCAAGUCUCUGGAGGAACACCUGAAUAUUAGUGGGAGAGAGAUUGCCUUCCCCAUUGAAGCCUGUGUCACAAUGCUGUUAGAAUGUGGCAUGCAAGAGGAGGGUCUCUUCAGAGUGGCUCCAUCAGCCUCUAAGCUGAAGAAGCUGAAAGCUUCCCUUGACUGUGGCGUUUUGGAUGUGCAGGAGUACUCCUCUGACCCACACGCCAUUGCAGGGGCCCUGAAAUCAUAUCUCCGUGAGCUCCCGGAGCCAUUGAUGACAACUGAACUUUAUGAUGAAUGGAUUCAGGCUUCCAACAUUCAAGAUAUGGACAAGAGACUACAAGCAUUAAUGGCAGCAUGUGAAAAACUUCCCACGGACAACUUGAACAAUUUCAGGUAUCUAAUUAAAUUCUUAGCCAAACUGAGUGAGUAUCAAGAUGCGAACAAGAUGACUCCUGGUAACAUGGCCAUUGUGCUCGGACCUAACUUACUCUGGACGCACACUGAACCGAACAUGACAGAGAUGAUGACCACCUUGUCCCUACAGAUUGUUGGCAUCAUCGAACCUAUUAUUCAGCAUGCCGACUGGUUUUUCCCUGGAGAGAUUGAAUUCAACUUGACAGGCAGCUAUGGCAGCCCGAUCCACACCAACCACAACUCCAACUACAGCUCCAUGCCAUCACCAGACAUGGACCAGUCUGAACGCAAGCAGCAGCACGACCAGAGCCGACGCCCACUGAGUGUCGCCACUGACAACAUGAUGCUGGAGUUUUAUAAGAAAGAUGGCAUAAGGAAGAUACAAAGUAUGGGCGUCCGGGUUAUGGAUACCUCCUGGGUUUCUCGAAAGGGUUCGACUACGCUUUCUCGCAAGGCUUCCUCUACCCCUCCCGGCAUGCAAGGGCCUGGCUCUCCUGCAGACACCCUGAUCCCUGAGCAGCCUGGAGAGCUUGCCACCUCUCCAUCUGCCACACCGCCACCUGGAGAAAGGCUUUGCUCAGACAACGUGUCACCCAGUCGGCCGGACACCUCUCAUGCCCACCCACCCCCUGGGGAGGACCGGCCACCCCCCCCUUAUCCCACCUCCUCUUGCCACACUACUCCCCACCACUUCUAUCCUAAACCUCCACCUUGCGCUCGCCCUGUUGCACCAGGCCCCGAGUCCCAGCCCCCUGGGUCACCCCCACUGCGCUGGUCUGGCUUUACUCCUCCUGCCCCGCCCCCUUCCUCCUCUUCUUCCUCCUCUUCCUCAUCACUUGAUAUAAAUUCAAACCCCAAACCUAGCUGUUUGCACUUCCCUAAGCACAGCCCACCUGGUGACAUGUCGCAUGCUCCCCCACCAGACACUAAUGCUUCCCCACUCUACAUAAAAACCCCCAUGAUACUAUCACGCCAUGACCAGACACUUGGAAACCCCCCUAGCCUCCCUUCGACCGCGCCCCCACCCCCUCCGUGGGCUGCCUGUCCAUGUGCCCGAGAGAGAGGACCCCCCAAGCUGACUAGCUCACUGAAGGGCAAAGAACUUUCCCCUGUAAUUGGACACAAAGGCAUCCAAGUGGCAGGUCCAACAGUCCCCCCCAGCAGUAGUCCUCAGAGCAGCAGUCAGUCUCCCCAUUCCACAGAGCACAGUCCACACACCCUUCGCAAAGGUUCCAAGAAGUUGGCCCCCGUACCUCCCAAAGUCCCUUAUGGCCAGUCUGGAGGGAUGUCUGACCAGUCCACAGGUCAGCCGUCACCGGUCAGCCUGUCCCCUACACCUCCCAGCACUCCAUCCCCUUACGGACUGGCCUGUCCUCCAGGGCAAGUACCCCCAUCCUCACCUGGGCAGACCCCACUAGGUGCGCCUCACUCCCUUUCGUCCCCACCCUCCCUGACUGGAACGCUAACCAAGUCACGACCUGCUCCUAAGCCCAGGCAGAGACCCAGCCUGCCCCCUCCUCAGCCGCCCACGGCUCCUGCGGGGUACACUGGCCCGGCCAUGGUCCCAGUUCCCCAGCCCCUGGAGCAAGGCCUCCUGGACGGACUGUCACCUGGGGAGAGCAUGUCUACAGAUAUCUUCAAUUAUGAAAUCCCCUCCAUCAAUGUCAAUCUGGACAGCCUCAUCGAUGAGUUCAGCGGUGCCCCCUGCAGGAGGUCCUUGGCAGUGACAGACUCUCCGGAGGGGGAUGCUCUGUCUGAGGAGGAGCCCCAGAGCACCACUCUAUGACCUAUGACCCUAAGGCAUCAUUUACCAGCACCUCUAUGGCUGUAUACACUCUUAACUGUCGCCGCCAAGGCCUGAUGGAAACACCUACUGGCCUCAGCAAUGCCCUCCUGAAACAAGAACAUGAACCGCCCCUCACGACUGCAAAAGGCUUCAGAGAAACUUCUCUCACAACUGCUCGCUAGUAAAUUAAUGUGACUACAAAGAAACACCAAAAUGCCAUAGUGAAGGAACAGUUGCCUUUAGGAGGAAAGACUGGAUUUCAGAUGAGUAUUACAUCAAAAGAUUUUUUUUUCAAUUAUUUCUAUUUUAGUUUUGCUGUUUCCUUUUAGAUGGUAACUACAGUGGUCUAAACGUCCGUGGAUUUUUUCAUUUGUUUUGCCUUAUUGGUACAUGCAAUUCAAUUGCAUUAUGAUAUUCACACGUUUUACAACAUUUCAUUGAAGAAAGUAAAGGCUUGAUAUGGUAAGAAGCAAAGCCCAUCCUAUGGGUGAGACAAGGUGAGUGGGCAGGCUGAUUAUAUUGAUCACAGGGUAUUCAAGCUUUGUGCACAUUAGGAACAUGCUGAGCCCUAGAGACAGGCUUUGCAUGCAGGAUGAAACAUUUAAUGCAGUUUUGUUCUUAGUCACACACCCCAUCUUUGCUUCCCCUCUUCUAUCAUAAAUUAUAACUGUAGUUCAUUGACGUUUACCUUUUAGGUAACUCACUUUUAACUCACUUUAUACCAGCACAGUAUGAGAAGAAUGUUAUUGUAAUUCAAGUUUUUGUACUUGCAUCCUUUAUUCAGUCAGGAAGAAAGCACCAUGAUCUGUUUGCAUGACAAGCUAAUAAGAUCGACCUGCUUCGCAUCAAAGGCCUCACAAUGGCAGUGCUUUAUUUUGUGUGAGUGUUAUUGUUGUUUUUCACCUUGGAAAGUAAAUUAUACCCCAACCCAGUGCUUUAACAGUGUGAUGAUAAUGGGUGGAUGACUACACUGCCUUUAGGUUCAUAUGAUACUCUCUUAACUUUGUUUCAAGUGCUUCAGGUUCAGUGACCUUUGACCCCAAGUGUAAAUACAAAGACUGUACAUAAACUGAUGUAUAUAAAUCUGAGAGGAAAAAUAUAUGUAAAGUGCAUAUCUUAAAUAUAUAAUAAUAACAAUAAUAAUACAUGUGCUGAUAUUUAUCGUGUAGAAAAUGUAAUAAUUAAAAGGUUUGAUGUUAUUUUUGUCCCUGCACACACUGCACAGGUUUACUGUAGAUUCCUUACAUUUUCACUGACUACAAUGCUGCAACACAAACUUAUUCACAGAUCAGUUCUGUCUCCUGAGCCUUGACUUCAGACAAGCUAGAACUUGUACACCGAUUCCCUAUCCUUCCUUUCUUUGUAAAACUGUUCUUUGGGAAAUUCUGUGUAAAUAAUUGGAUUUUUUUAUUAGCCCACUUGGCAUUUUGAUCAUGGACCAAUAAGUAUUAAGUCCAGAUUGUUGGAAUAUAUCAAAUUUAACAUACUGGACAUCUAAAUUUGACAAUGUUUCCUUUGCCAGUAUUCUCAAUCCAGACAAUUAAUUACAGAUAUUUCAGAUUUGUCAAAUGACGCUAUGGUAAACCUUUUCCGUAUAAAAUGUCAAAGUACAAUACUUUUGUCAAUUGAAGUGCAAUUACAGUGUUUACUGAUUCUCCUGAGUCCAAAAAAGUGGUCUAAGUCCCCCACCCCAAACCUGCAGAAUAAAGCCAUUAUUUUAAUUGCUUUUGUUUUGUUUUGUUUUUUUUGUGAGUUCACUUUUUACAAAAGUGGAUUCUACAUUAAUCUCUCAAAGUGAUCAAUGGUAUGCAUCUGUGUUCUCAAUGGACUAUGUUAUUGAUGAUUUUGGUGAUGUUGAUUAUAUUGAUAGUUGUGGUGAUUAUAUGACAAGUGCCCUCACACUGGUUGUUAUUUUGGAACUAUAGGCAUAAUAUAUGUAUGCUAGAGGAUUUAUUUUCUUUGCUGGAUCCAUACAUUUAUACGAGGAGACAAGGGUAUCUCUGAAUGUGACUGGUUGUCAAAUGCCUGAUUUUGUAAUAACUACCGGGGGCAAAUGAGAGUUGAUGUUUGAACGAUGGUAAAUUAUGGUUGUUGGCAUGCAUUGUCACCAGUCCAAGGCAGUACCUUACUGUAAAGGUUCUGUGCAUCACAACUGGAACUUACAGGUACUUGAAAGCAUGUGGUCAUUUUCAUUUACAUGGUGCUAGAAAAAAAAAAAAAAAAAACAUAAAUCAAAGUCCAGUCAGUAAAAUCAAAUUUAUGACAAUUGUCACAGGACCUUUAGCAUCAAAAGUUUGCUAAUGUGUAUGUGUGUGUGUGUGUGGAUGCGCUUAGGCAGUCUUUUGUAUUUAAUGAUCAUCCAUAUUUUCGGUCAAUCAAUGUCAUUUUAGGAAUCGUAAGAGUGUUCAUGAUUUAAAUGUACAGAUGGGUUCUAGAGGAUGUGGUCCACAAUAAUUGCCCCCCUUGGUGGGUUGUUGAGCAAUAUGGUGGAGUGGAAGUUGCCUGUGGAUGGACUGUCUCUUUCUCCUUUCACUAAUGAUGUACAAGAGAAAUCUGCCGCUUCGAAAGCCUAUCAUGCCCACCCUUCCCUCCUCUGCUUAGCAUAUCAAGUGGAACACAGUGUGUACUGUGAAGCCUACCUGCAAUCCUAAUCAGAAUGUCAGAAAUAGAUAUAUAUAUAUAUAUAUUAAACUCUAAGUUUUUAAUGAUC
Mugil cephalus (flathead mullet) is the source of this 6057-nucleotide messenger RNA. It is a transcript of the gene arhgap44a, whose product is annotated as Rho GTPase activating protein 44a. Gene Ontology annotation, biological process: neurotransmitter receptor transport, endosome to postsynaptic membrane; signal transduction; regulation of actin cytoskeleton organization. NCBI's taxonomy places the organism in Eukaryota, Metazoa, Chordata, Actinopteri, Mugiliformes, Mugilidae. Gene Ontology annotation, molecular function: GTPase activator activity; protein binding. Gene Ontology annotation, cellular component: dendritic spine; presynaptic active zone; cytoplasm. The coding region runs from base 393 to 3347 and encodes 984 amino acids. The record is from RefSeq and is a predicted model, not a curated record. The transcript has 22 exons.